AUGGCUUCAAAAUCUGGCAGCACCAAGUUAGCAAAUUAUGUGCCACUUUAUGUAAUGCUUCAGGCUAUAAUGUCAUUCCACCAGUGUGGUGGCAAUGUAGGGGAUGUUGUGUACAUUCCUAUCCCAGAUUGGGUACUUGCUGUCGGAGAAGAAGAUGCUGAUAUUUUCUACACUAACCGAUCAGGUAAUAGGGACAAAGAGUACCUCUCACUUGGUGUGGAUAACUUGCCUCUCUUUGGUGGUCGAACUGCUGUCCAGAUUUAUAGUGAUUACAUGAAGAGCUUUAGCGAGAACAUGUCGAAUAUUUUGGAAGCGGGAACCAUCGUUGACAUUGAGGUGGGACUAAGCCCUGCAGGAGAGCUAAGAUAUCCAUCAUAUCCUGAAACUCAAGGAUGGGUUUUCCCUGGCAUUGGAGAAUUUCAGUGCUAUGACAAGUAUUUGAGACAUGAUUUUAAGGAGGCUGCAACCAAGGCAGGGCACCCAGAAUGGGACCUCCCAGAUGAUGCAGGAACAUACAAUGACACCCCUGAGAAAAUAGGAUUUUUCGGAUCAAAUGGGACUUACCAGACAGAAAAGGGAAAGUUUUUCUUAAAAUGGUACUCCAACAAGCUAAUAUACCACGGGGAUCAGAUACUUGAGGAAGCCAACAAAGCCUUCUUGGGAUGCAAAGUCAAGCUCGCCGCUAAACUAACAUCAGGAUAUUAUAACCUGACUGGAAGGGACGGAUACCGGCCGAUAGCAAGGAUGCUGUCCAGACAUUAUGGAACCUUAAAUUUCACAUGUCUUGAAAUGAGAGACAACGAACAACCAGCAGAAGCUAUAGGUGGACCUCAAGAACUUGUACAGCAGGUUUUGAGUGAUGGAUGGAAGGAAAAUAUUGACUUGGCUGGAGAAAAUGCACUUUCCAGAUACGAAUCUGCAGGUUACAACCAAAUCCUUCUGAAUGCUAGGCCAAAUGGCGUCAACAAAAAUGGUCCUCCAAAACUGAAAAUGGCUGGAGUGACCUACCUCCGUUUAUCAGAGGAGUUAUUUGAAGAAAAGAACUUCAGCUUAUUUAAAACAUUUGUGAAGAAAAUGCAUGCUGAUCUGGAUGUAGUUCAGUUCAGAAAUCAAAACCAAAGAUUCCAAUUGAUGAAAUUUUGGAAGCAACCAAACCAAUCAAGCCAUUCCCGUGGGAUGAAGAGACAGACAUGA
Molecule: messenger RNA, 1194 nt
Organism: Fraxinus pennsylvanica
Lineage: Eukaryota; Viridiplantae; Streptophyta; Magnoliopsida; Lamiales; Oleaceae
Source: the annotation of a GenBank genome assembly